CAGACAUAUCCCAAGCUCUUGGCUGGAAAACUACAAGCAUUUUUUUUCACUCACGUUCAGGUGCUGCCGAGUCGCCGUUUGUUUCUACUUUUGCUUUCCAUACCCCGUAAUCUAGGGACCCCUCCUCUGCGUCCACUCUUUCCUUCGCGUGUUUUUUCAAGUGGCGCAAGCUAUAUCCAUGUCGUUUUGUUUAAGACGGUUGCCGCGCUCCGGCACUGAAACUUCUCCUUUUCUCGACUCGUUGACCUUCACCAUUGUCUACUAGACUCCCUUCUGAUGGCAACCGAGUUCGUCGUUCCCCCCAGCAUGCUGGCGGUACCCAACGCAGGAAAUGUGCAGACCGGCACCGUCGGCAACAUCGUGCCUCCCAGCGCAGGCACGAGAGUUGUGGAUGUCCCGUUCGUCCACUACAGGCAGACCAUGUGCGUGAAAGAAGUUAAGGUGCCAGUCGAAGUCACCAAGGUUGCUGUGAAGAAGGUCGAAGUCGAGGGCGUCCAUGAAGUUCCCAUCAUCAAGCCGCGUGAAGUCAACGUCAUCCAGGCUGUCCGCCGCAACGUGCCAGCACCGGUCGAUGUGUACACUAUCCAGAAGUACUCGAUGCCCCGGAUUCAGCCCAAGUACUACGACGUCGAGGUGCCGAUUUAUGUGCCCCGAUACGUCGAGGUUCCCGUCCCUUCGCACUUUGUGACUCUGCAGAAGGAGGAGAUCCCGGCCGUUGUGCCGGUCGGUCCGCCGCUUCAGGGUCUGAACAGCGCUCCCGUUCUGAAGCCCGAACAGGCGUACAGUUUGGCGCCUGCAGCGGACGCGAGCGACGAGGCUGCGGGUCCGGUGGCCCCCGGCAUCGUGGAGGAGUUGCCCCUGCACCGCCAGGGUUCGGGCUGCUCUGCGUUGGGCUACACCCGGACCAUGCAGAACGAGACUUUGACUGCUGAAGUCAUCGUCCAGCCGAGUGGUGUGUCCUACGAGACCGCCGAAGUUGCUCGCCACGCCGAGAAAGAGGCGGCAGUGGGCUCUCUCGCCUCUUCACCGCGGGUUUUCUCUCGCGUGAGCGAGGCCGAAAACGACAACGCGUCGGAGCGUGCCGAGUCCGUCGACUCCAUGCCCCAGUAAGCUGUCUGGAACCGCUUUUCCGUAGAGGGGAAGUGUGGACCAGGAAGCGGAGCCGCAGAGACACACAGCCUGUCAGUUCAGCCGGAACGAGUAGGCCGUGAACACGCUGUAGUACGUGAGAAAUACUGCUGUGUGGUGUGAGUCGGAGUCCGCCAUCCCACGCUGCGGAUGUUUUAGCUCGAUGUGUGCAGCGGUGUUGCUUGAAACCGCAUGCAGCUGCGCUCCCUGUGUGAGAGUCUGGGGUAGGUAUAAAACGUCCGGGAGACGUCGGAGUGUAAUGUGAUUGGGGGCCUUGUGACUGACAAAGGGUUUCUCUGUUCCGUGAAAUAGGGAAGAAUCCCUUCGAAGACGGCAUGACACGGUCUUUUCUUUUAUCUGAGAGGGAUGCACAGAAGGAGGCACAAGUGACUGCGAGGUGUCGAGCUGUUGUGAUCACUGCGGAGCUCGGCUGCAGCCGAGUGAGACUGCAGAUGAACCAUCUUUCGCUGAGACGCGCCCCUUAGUUGCGGAACUUGUGCAGUGAAAUGGACGUCUAAAGCUGAACUUUGCACCGCCCUAGUAAAAAGUCGAACUGACAUCGUCGAGACGGGGCUGUGCCUGUUUUCGGGGACUACUUCCUCUGUAAUCCACGGGAAAGAGGGGUUGCCUCUCGGUGAGCGACCCCCAAAACUCCUGUUCGGAAGCGUUACCGCGGAAAGGUGUGCGGAACUAGAUAGACUGAUUCGGAAGGUGCUUUAGCCCA
This is a messenger RNA of Toxoplasma gondii ME49, 1852 nucleotides long. It is a transcript of the gene IMC12, whose product is annotated as alveolin domain containing intermediate filament IMC12. Bases 277 to 1110 code for a protein of 277 amino acids. The record is from RefSeq and is a predicted model, not a curated record. The transcript is spliced from 5 exons. NCBI's taxonomy places the organism in Eukaryota, Apicomplexa, Conoidasida, Eucoccidiorida, Sarcocystidae.